GAUGGCUGCCCUCCGGAUCACCGCGGGUCACCCAAGCCCCUGGGUCGGGGCAGGAGGAAAGCAGAAAGGGCGCGGGAGCUCUGGGGAGAGGAGGGAGAGGGGUUUUCUCCCCGCUGCCUGGGUUGGGACGUGGUGGUGGUGGUGACCCUGACCCAGGUAGGGAGAGGCGGCGGGGGUGGCCGGGUGCCAGGAGGUGGCAGGGGCAGGGUGGGGCGAUCCCGGCAUCGCCGCCUUCCCCGGCAAGCGGCUUUUCAUCAGUCGCAGCUGAAACUUAAACAAACCAUAAAGCCCGGGCGCUGGCACUGCGUGGCUGGGCCCUAGGGCAGACGUGCGCGCACAGAGGUGCCGGAGGACAGGGUAAGUGCUUCGUCUCCGCUUCAUCCUCCAGAGCCCCUCUGGCCCCUCAUGGGCACCUCCUGCCUGUCCCCCCCUACCCCGCUGCUCAUCCCCGGGACUCCCCAUCCCUCCUCGGUGCUCUCCCACAGCUCUUUCCUUCCGGGCAGGAGCUGGCAGGUGCUUGAUUUUUUCUCCCCGCGUUUCCUGCUCGGAGGCAGGAGGCAGGGCAGCCCGGGUAGCCCUGCACCCCAAUGACACCCACAGCCCUUCUCUGUGCCCAGGUGUCCACCGGCGCCGCCACGAUGGAGCUGGGGAACAUCUCGCAGCCCGCGUAUGGCCCUGGCCCCGAGGCGCCGGGGAGCAGCACGCCGGGCCUGGUGGGGAUGGUGCACGGCUUCCUGCAGCUGGUGCAGCCCAAGGACCUGCCCAUAGAACUGAUUGCAGAUUUUGGGCAGCCCCAGGCUGAGGAGACCAUGGAGGAGCAAGUCCAGGAGCUGCUUCUCUACGAACUGGGUUUCCUGGUCUGCAUGGCCAUCGGGCUCCUCUUCAUCAUCCUGGUGCCCCUGGUGGGAUGCUGCUUCUGCUGCUGCCGCUGCUGCGGGAACUGCGGGGGCCGCAUGUACCAGAAGCAGGGCCAGCACACGGGCUGCCGGCGCCGGGCACUCUGGGUCUCCGUCCUGCUGGUCUCAGCUCUCCUCCUGGCUGGUGGUAUCUGUGCCUUGGUCAGCAACACCCGCUUCUCCCAGGCCGUGCACGGCACCUUCCCCAAUGUCAACAACACCCUGGACGACGUCCGUGCCUACCUGGCUUCCAUCCCCAAGCAAAUCAAUUUUAUCAUCGACAGCAGCGACGUCCCGCUAAGCCACGCCAACAGCAGCCUCCAGGAGAUCGGGCCCAACCUGGGCGGCAUGAUCGUCUUGGGCAUCAGGAGCGGCACGGAUGAGGCUCUGGGAUCCCUCCAGGACCUCUUGCAAGGGAUGGAGAUGUUGGCGGCCACCUUCGGCAGCAUCUCCAGCACUCGUUUGCGCCUCGAGGAGCUGCAGAGCAGCUACAGCCAGCGGCUGGCCAACCUGCGGGACGGCCUCAGCCAGACCCUGCAGGACUGCGGCCGCCCCUGCGGCAACGUGUCCCUGGACGGCCUGGCCUUCAGCGCCAACUUCAGCACGAUCCCCAGUGUGGAGCAGCAGCUGGAGGCACUGGAAGGUGUGUCUGGCUCCAACAUAACAGCCGAUUUAGAGAAGGUUAACAGCACACUGGACUCGACCCCCGCCAAGGUGCAAGAGCAGUCCCAGGACAUGGUGACAAAGGCCCAGGAGCAGCUGGGCCUCAUCAGGCAGGAGAUCAGGAGCUUGCAGGAGGAGUUGCCACUCCUGGAAGUGGAGGAGAACGUGGGGGCUGUUGUGGACAAUGUCACAUCGGUGCUGGAGCAGUACAGGGAGCCGAUCAUCAGCUUGGAUGGGCUCAGGUGGAGCAUCUGUGUCCUCCUGUGCUGCAUGGUGCUGCUGGUGGUCCUCUGCAACGUCAUCGGGCUGCUGUUGGGCCCCCUGGGGCUGAAGGAAAAUGUGCUGCCCACGCAGCGCAGCUGCCUCUCCAACGCCGGCGGGAACUUCUUCAUGGCAGGGGUUGGCUUCAGCUUCAUCUUCUCCUGGCUGCUGAUGCUGCUGGUGCUGAUCACCUUCGUGCUGGGGGGGAACACCUACACGCUCCUCUGCGAGUCCUGGCGCAGCCAGCAGCUCUUCCAGCUCCUGGACACCCCCGGUCUGAUCCCUGGCUUCAACCUCUCCGAGCUGCUGGGCCAGGAGGGUGGCACAACAAACUUCUCGGAGAUGUACAGGCAGUGCCAACAAGACGCUGCCCUGUGGCAAACGCUGCACUUGGACCAGAGCGUGUCCCUGGACGAGCUCUUGAACAUCAGCCAGUACACAGGAGAGAUCUCCACAGCCUUCGAGAAGGUGAACAUCACCCUGAGCCCCAUCUCGCUGCUCAGCCAGGACCAGGGAGACUUGCUGCUGAACGCCAGCCGGGCUGGGCAGCCCCCCAACUUCACCCUCACCCUGGAGCAGCUGGAUCAGACCGUGACCCAGGGAAGCCUCCUGGAUCUGGCUGCAGAGCUGGAGGAGCUGGCAAACAAAGCGGACGCGGGCGUGAAAGAUAAACUGAAGGCUGAUGCUCGCAGUCUGAGGGAGCUGGACAAGGAGAUGCAGACGAAAUUCCCUGGGCUGCUGCAAAGCCUGAAGGAGAACAUCCACUCGGUGCAGAGCGGGGCUGACCUGCUCGAGGAACAGACAAAAACUGCGCUGGACAAAGCCAACAAGACCCAGGAGUUUCUGGAGAGGGAGACGGCAAACAUCAUCAAGAACGAGACAUGGGCUUUCCUGGAGGAACUGUUGGACUUCUUUGAAACCUACAUCUCCUGGGCCAAGAGCAGGCUGACAGAAGACGUGGCACGUUGCAAGCCCAUAGCUCAGACCCUGGAUAAUGUGGAGGUCAUCACCUGCGACUACAUCCUGGACUCCCUGAACGCCUUCUGGUUCAGCCUGGGCUGGUGCACCGUCUUCCUGCUGCCCAGCAUCAUCCUGGCCGUCAGACUCGCCAAGUUUUACCGCCGUAUGGACAUUGCUGAUGUCUAUAGGAAUGAAGUCUUGGAGAUGCCACCCGCGUUCAACUUAUACAAAAUCCCCCGGCCGUCCACGAGGCAUUAGCCCCCAUUGCCCACAGCACGGGCACGGAGGAGAUGGACACGGCUGCUCCGUCUGCUGCACCUUCUCCCUGGGUGCUGGGGAGCAGGUUGGGACCCCUCGCCUGAAACCCCCUCCCUAAUUCCCGUUAUGUGAUGAUGCCCUGGUAUAUAUAUAUAUGUGUGUGUGGGCUGCUCCUUGCACUGCCCCAGGUGGGACUUCAGCCCCUGCCCCAGGCCCUGGGGGCUCAGGGCAGCUUGUACUGUCCAUGCCACCCCAGCCUGUGCUGCUGGCCAGCAGGAACCCGCCCACCCAGGCCCCUCGCUUGAAAAAUGUGACUAUUUAUUUUUGCAGGGAGCCUGACUCUUUCCAAGGCUGCAAUUUUUUGGUGUCAAAC
This is a messenger RNA of Chroicocephalus ridibundus (black-headed gull), 3411 nucleotides long. RefSeq names its product prominin-1-A-like. NCBI's taxonomy places the organism in Eukaryota, Metazoa, Chordata, Aves, Charadriiformes, Laridae. The record is from RefSeq and is a predicted model, not a curated record. Gene Ontology annotation, molecular function: cholesterol binding. Bases 588 to 3038 code for a protein of 816 amino acids. Gene Ontology annotation, cellular component: prominosome; plasma membrane; apical plasma membrane. The transcript has 24 exons.